CCGUGAUGGAGGAGGUGGAUCUGACGAAAGUGGGCGAUCAGAAGAUAGGGGGCGGAGAUUUGUACCUAGUCGCCGGCAUAUCGGGGGGGGAGCGGAAGCGCCUGAACAUCGCCACGGAGCUCUUGGGAAAUCCGCGGAUUUUGUUGUUGGACGAGCCCACGUCGGGGCUCGACUCGGUCAUGGGAGAACUGGUCUGCCUCCUGCUAAAAUCCAUCGCGGUCCAGGCCCCCCGGCGCCUAGUUCUCGCAGCCAUCCACACUCCCUCUUCCCGCGUCUUCACGCUUGUCUCCCAUGUGACCCUCCUGACCAGCCACGGCGAGCUCGCCUACUGGGGCCCGCGCGACAAGCUGCUUCUUUUCCUGGAAGGUCUAGGUUAUAGGUGUCCUUCAUAUUUCAACCCUGCAGACUUUAUUCUGGAGCUGGCAUC
Molecule: messenger RNA, 427 nt
Organism: Nannochloropsis gaditana CCMP526
Product: atp-binding cassette sub-family g member 2
Exons: 1
Molecular function (GO): ATP binding; ATP hydrolysis activity
Source: RefSeq, a predicted model, not a curated record